AUGGUAUUUGCGAUGCUCAUCGUCGUCGUGUCCUUUCUAAUGUUCUUUCUUUGCCUGUACGCCAACCGUCUCCGCGGAUUCCCGCCCGGUCCGACCCCCUGGCCUUUCAUCGGUGUGAGCCUUUCCCAUGCCGUCUCAAACUGUCUUUUUUUCGUUUUCAGGCAACACUUUCCAAGUGCCCGAGAAUCGAAUCGACUUCAUAAUAAACAAAUACAAAGCGAUUUACGGCGGUAUCUUCACCCUCUGGCUACCUUUUCCCACAGUGAUUAUUUGUGAUUACGAGGUGAGUAAUGGUUGAUCAUGACGAUGAUCAUGUUGAAUGAGAGAGCGAGAGAAACAGAGAGGAGUAGUGCCCACGUGGAAAGAAACGGAUGAUAGAUGAGAGAAAAGAUCAGAGUGAUCCGUCCGAGGGCGCAGAUUAAGUGCAGUUCAAACCACCAAAAAGAUCUUUGAAGGCAGCACGAAAAUAGAAACAAAUCAUAAAAUCUACAUUUUGAACUUCAGAUCCUGCAACGGAACAUCGUGAAGAAAGGCGAGGCGUUCUCGGGAAGACCCGACACAUUCAUAAUGGAGAUGCUUGUGCAAGGCAACUACGGUCUCUUCUUCAUGGAAAACAACUGGUGGAAGGCGCAGCGCCGCUUCACCACCCACAUAUUCCGAUCGCUCGGCGUCGGACAGGCCGGAACCCAGGACACGAUCGCCUCGUUGGCUUCUGGACUCGUCGAGAAGAUCGAGAACGAGAAGGACAACCCGAUCGAACUGAGGCCUUUCCUUGUGGUUUGUCUGUCCGCAAACUCUUUUCAUUGACUGUUCUGUCCAGCACGUCGUCGGAAAUGUGAUUCACAAACAUUUGUUCGGCUUCACUCGUGAAUGGGACGAUACGGAGAUUCAUGACUUCCACAUUGCCAUCAAUGAGGUGAGGGCCCCCAUUUCUCCGCGCAUAACUCAAUUGCUGCCCAGGUUCUCGAACAUUUUACUUCCCCGAAGACGCAACUUCUGGACGCGUGGCCAUUUCUCGCCUAUUUGGACAGACCAUUGAGUCUGGGAAUCCCACGUACCACCCGAGCCAACGACGCGAUCAUCCACACGUUGGAGCAGGCGCUGGCGAAGCACAAAACGGGAAUUAAUUACGACGAAGAGCCAUCGAGUUAUAUGGACGCUUUCCUCAAAGAAAUGAAGAUCAGAGCGGCAGAGAAUGCGCUCCAGGACGGAUUCACCGAGAAGCAGUUGAUUGUGGCGAUCUACGAUUUGUACUCGGCCGGAAUGGAGACCAUCAUCAUUGUGAUCCGCUUCGCAUUCCUCUAUUUGGUUAACAAUCCGGAGACCCAGAAGAGAAUUCACGAAGAAUUGGACAUAAAUGUGGGAAGAGAUCGGGUAGGUUCGGACGGUUCUCCGUUUGAUUCCAACUUAUUUGUGUUGCAGAAAGUGGUCAUGGACGACCAGAAGCACCUACCGUACACGUGCGCAUUCCUGCAGGAGGUGUACCGUCUCGGCUACGUGCUGCCUGUCAACUUCCUCCGAUGCACUCUCUCCGAUGUGGACGACUGCGAGGGAUACCAUCUGAGUGCGGGCACGCGAGUCAUUGCACAGUUCCAGUCGGUGCACGUCGACAAAAAACACUUCCCGGAUCCGGAGCACUUUAAUCCUGACAGAUUCCUGAAUGUAGGCCAGGAGUGAAAUGGUUUCCAGUGAAUUCCGUUUUUCAGGCGCGUGGAGAGUACGUCCGUGACGAGAGAGUCAAUCCGUUCUCAAUGGGAAAACGAUCUUGUCUCGGAGAGAACCUCGCCCGAAUGGAAGUCUUCCUCUAUUUCUGCACACUCCUCCAGAACUUCGAAUGGCGCACGGACGGUCCGUUCGCUCCGCCCGUCGAUGUGAUCACUUCUUCACUCCGCGCUCCUAAACCGUUCAAAGUCCGAGCCACAAGACGGUGA
Molecule: messenger RNA, 1931 nt
Organism: Caenorhabditis sp. 36 PRJEB53466
Lineage: Eukaryota; Metazoa; Nematoda; Chromadorea; Rhabditida; Rhabditidae
Source: the annotation of a GenBank genome assembly